Molecule: messenger RNA, 2970 nt
Organism: Numida meleagris (helmeted guineafowl)
Lineage: Eukaryota; Metazoa; Chordata; Aves; Galliformes; Numididae
Gene: FITM2
Product: fat storage inducing transmembrane protein 2
Exons: 2
Coding region: 68-883 (271 amino acids)
Biological process (GO): lipid droplet organization; phospholipid biosynthetic process; lipid storage
Cellular component (GO): endoplasmic reticulum membrane
Source: RefSeq, a predicted model, not a curated record
CGUACGGUGGCCGUGAGGGGGCAAGGGCGGGACGAGCGGGCGGACGGACUGGCGGGCGGCGGCCGCGAUGGAGCGGUUGGAGCGGUGCGCCCGCUGCCUGCGGGCCCGGCUGGUGGCUGCGGCCGUGCGCCGCCGACUGCCCUGGUUGCUUCUCGGCCUCGUCUUCCUCGGCUCCGCCCUCAAGGACGGGGACUUGGUGCCGGAGACUCCCAUGCAGAACAAACGCAACGUGCUCAACGUAUAUUUUGUCAAGAUGGCUUGGGCAUGGACGUUCUGGCUUCUGCUGCCCUUCAUCGGAGUCACCACCUACCUGUUUGCCAAGAGCAAGUUCCUCUACGGCCCCACGAAGAGCAUCUUGGCAGCUCUGCGGCGUCUCAGCACGCUGCUGGUGGGCACUGCCACCUGGUAUGUCUGCACUGAACUCUUCAUGUACAUUGAGAAUCUCACUGGCACGUGCUCUACCUCGAGUAAACUCAAUGAGCCCCACCAGCUCUAUGCCACCAAGCAGGAGUGCCACCGGAACAACGGGAUAUGGAGUGGUUUUGAUAUCUCGGGGCACUGCUUUCUGCUCUCAUAUUGUACUCUUAUGAUUGUGGAGGAAAUGGCUGUACUGGAAGGCUUGUCCAUAGACCGGAACUCAAGACUGCGUGUUGUUAUCAACAGCCUGUUUGUGUCCUUGUGUUUUCUCACCAUGAUCUGGUUGUUCAUGUUUCUGUGCACUACUGUGUAUUUCCAUGAUUUCAGUCAAAAACUUCUUGGUGCGCUGAUAGGUUUGGCAGCUUGGUAUGCAACAUACAGAGUUUGGUACUUGAAACCAUUUUCUCCUGGACUACCUCUCCCAAAUAUGCCUUUGAGUUCAAAGAAAUACAGUUAUAGCCGAUAAUUUUUUUAAAUUUUGGAUUUUUCUUUCAGUGCCAGAGUAGUUAAAUAUAGGCAUGAUUACAGGCUUUCCACAGUAAGGAAGAAGCUAAUGGGCUGGAGAAGAGAAAACAGUCGUUACUGGCUGCUGGCUGGGAGGUGAUAAUGAACUUUGUUCUCAUGAGAAAAAAAAGUUGGUACUGGAAAAAGUCUGCUCUUGGUUAGGAGUUACUGGUUGGCAAAGAAAUACCAAGUUGGAUUUGUUUCUCAUAUUCGUAAAUCAAGGAACAGAUCUUCCAAAACUGACAGAGACCUUUGCACUUUAAGACCUUAACUGACCUUAAGUUACUUCUCCCUCUUCUCUGUUUCUUUUUAUCAAAAUACCAGGGAUGAUCCAAAUGUCUCUUUUUUUUUUUUUUUUAAUACUCCUGCUUGUUCUUCCUUAGAGGAAGUCUCUCCUAAUGACACUGCUGCAAACUAUUGCAAAAGACUUAGCCAUCAACGUUCAUGUGGUAAAGCAGUAUAAAGCUCAAUUGCAAAAUGCUAACAUCUCAUGUUAUCAGGUAUUAAAUAUGCCUAACAAGGGUUUGUGGCAAGUUGGUGUAUGCAUGUUCUGCAGCAAAGAGAAUGAAUUUGAGAUGUAAUAGCUUAAGCAGUCCGUGACUUGAAACUGAUACCUGUCUUUGGAAAGGAAACUCUAGAAUAACAAGUCUUAUCUUUCUCCUUACAUGAAGUACCUGUAAUCAUGUUUUGUAAUUUUAUUGCAGACACACAAAAAUCCCAGGUCUAAUAAGAGAGUUGGGUGUUUAUUUUUAUUUUUUUAAUCUUACACAUUUAGCACCAUAACACUACAAGUACUUUCUGGUAUGUUUCUUCCAGAACAAUAAAAUUCCGGUGUUUUGAACAUGUUAGCUUAACUUGCUUAGUAGGCUGCUUGGUAUUGAAUGAAACUUAUUGUUUAUCCUAAGAGCUGCUAAGCAGUUUGCUUGAAGCAGUGUUUAUUUUUGCUAAUCAAUGAAUGUCAAUAAGCUACUUAAUUUUGAUUGCACACAUAGUUGUGGCUGCUUCUGAUGAGGCUGGAAAUCCACUACUGAAUAAAACACUAAUAUUGUAUAAUGGAUAGGUAUGAAAUUGGGUGGGUUUACUCAUCAUAUCAAACAUUUAGCAUAGUUUUUAUCUUACAAAGCUUUUUAUUAUUUCAUAAAGGCGUAUUAGUGUCGCAAUUGCACAAAACUUGUUUGGUUGCAAUGUUGAAAGAGGCAGUUGAGGUUUGUAGGCAAGGCUGUAAUCUGAGAGUGGACUUGAUCUGUCUGUAGCGUUUGGCUUCAAGUUGAUUAUUUUGUAGAACAGAGUAUGAUGCAGCAUAGUCAACCUUGGCACACAUUUGUUGUGGGUUUUUUUUUUUUACCAUCUCAGCAGUUCUUUUUCAGCAAAUGAGUGCAAGUAUUUGCAGUAGAUAUAGCGAUGUUAAUUCCGUGGUUGUGGCCUACCUCUGAGGAAAGCUGGAGUCCCUUGAAUUUCCACUCUGCUCAGUGCCACACCUGAGUUGUUUUGCAGCCUCAGAAAGUACAGAUCGCCACGCAGAAAGAAGCUUUUUCAGGAGUUGAUGUAUUUCCUAUCAAGUUCCUCCUUUUGUCUUUUGCAUUAAAUUGCCUUUAAGCUGACUCUUUGGGAAAUUUGCACUGAUUAACUCAUAUUGGGUUUAACUAAAAAUAUAUUUGAACAAUGCAGAUUCAUUUGCAGUCCUUCUUUUGAUGUACUGUAAGCCUGCUCCCUCUUGAGUUAAGCUAUGCUGCAAGCCACUUUCAUCGUGAAAAAGGAUUAUAUACCCAGAAGGUUUUCUCAUUCAUUUCAUUAGAUUUAAGUUUCUAUUUUAGGUUAUCUUUAUGUAACUUUGCUGCGUAGACUAGGCCUGCUACCAGAAAAUGCAGUUUAUUUAAGCUAACAGGCCUGCUGAUGUUAUCUUCAGUUCCACAGAUGUUUUGUGCAGUCACUACUACAGUGUUUCUCUGUGCUUCAGACUAGUGUCAUACAAACUGUUUAUUAUGGAAAUAACAUGUGCCAUGGCUAUUCUCAAAACUGUAUUUAAAUAAUGAUAGAAAAACAGUUAAA